AUGCCAGAAAACGGUGACGGUUCCCUUUUGAAAGGUAGAAAGUCCCAAAAUGUCCAUUAUAUGUCUAUACCCAUCAACAGGGUUUCAGAGGGCGAAUACUCCGAUGAACAAUCCCAUGGCGAUAGCUUCCACAGAAGAAACCUUUUCGAUCAACCACUAGGGUCUUUUAAAGGGGUCAACUCUUUGGGCAGAUUUGCCUCCUCUUUGAGAAGAGCCAACUCCUUCAUGAAUAUUGACGUUGGUUCUGACAAAGAAAGAACGUACUUCAAAGAUGGUCAGGAUGCAUUGUUUGACCCUUACACUCUGGCUCCGGCUGCAGACGGUAGGAGGUUGUCUCAUGCAGUCAUACGCCGCGGGGACAUUUCUGUCCGGCCCUCAAUGGGUGACUUGUAUGAUGAGGGCGCCCUGUAUGAUGAACCAGAGAGCAUCAUAGCGCCUGAAAUUACCGAACAGGCGGGCUCCAGACGGCCCACCUUGAGUUUUCAAGAUCUAGAGCGGACCACAGAUCCUGAUACCCAUUCGAUCAUGCUUAAACAGGUGGAAACAAAAGACGGCAAAGUCGUGACACUGUUGGCAGGACAAUCCACCGGACCUCAAACAGUCUUCAACUCUGUAAACAUUUUGAUCGGUAUUGGCCUGUUUGCGUUGCCCCUGGGCCUAAGAUAUGCAGGCCUUGUUCUGGGCAUCCCCCUCCUGGCAACUUUUGCCUUUGCGACAUUCCAUACCGCUGAGCUGCUCUCGCGCUGCCAAGAUGUGGACCCAACUAUGAUUUCCUAUGGGGAUCUAGCCUAUGCUGCUUUCGGCUCGAAAGGUAGGGCUUUUAUCUCCUUUCUAUUCACCCUAGAUCUCUUGGGUUCGGGCGUGGCGCUGAUGAUUAUCUUUGGAGAUUCCCUGAAUGCUUUGUUUCCCAAAUAUUCGGUAACGUUCUUUAAGGUGCUCGCCUUCUUCGCUAUAACACCUCAAGCAUUCGUACCUCUGAGUGUUCUUUCAAACUUCUCCCUCGUUGGGAUCGUUUCCACACUGGGAACCGUUGUCUGCAUUGCUUUCUGCGGUUUAUACAAAACAACUGCCCCUGGGUCAUUGUUGGAGACCAUGUCUCCUCCGUUAUGGCCAGAAAAUAUGACCAACUUUUGUCUAUCCAUCGGGCUGUUGAGUGCUUGCUGGGGUGGCCAUGCGGUCUUCCCCAAUUUAAAAAGUGACAUGAGACAUCCCGCGAAGUACAAGAAAUGUUUGAUAACCACAUACUCGAUCACUGCUACGGCGGAUAUCUCGACAGCAUUGCUGGGGAUUUUCAUGUUUGGGAUGGGUGUCAAAGACGAGGUCACCAAAAGUUUGCAGUUGACAGAGGGAUACCCACGCUUCAUCUACGUGCUAAUAUCCAUUCUCAUGACACUUAUACCUGUCGCAAAAGCACCACUCAACGCUCGCCCAAUCAACUCUGUGCUUGACGUCAUGAUGCGGGUCAGUACCUCCCAGACUAACGCCCACGGAGGGGUCCCACGGUCCAAUCGCAUCAUUUCUUCUCUGAAUGGACUGCUAAUCAAUUUUUUCAUGGUCGCGAUCAGUAUCAUAUUCCCAGACUUCGACAAAUUCAUCGCAUUUCUAGGAGCAGGACUCUGCUUUGCCAUCUGCUCUAUUUUGCCGUGCAUCUUUUAUAUGUCGAUUUGUUCAGACACCAUCAAACCAUGGGAGAAAGUGUCUUGCAUCGUCAUCAUCAUAAUCAGUACCGUUCUAUCUGUUAUGGGUGUUGGAGCAGCCAUUCUAGCCUGA
Messenger RNA from Lachancea meyersii CBS 8951, 1770 nucleotides. The record is from the annotation of a GenBank genome assembly. NCBI's taxonomy places the organism in Eukaryota, Fungi, Ascomycota, Saccharomycetes, Saccharomycetales, Saccharomycetaceae.